GAAGCUUCCAUUUUUAGGAAGUGAAUCAUGCAAGAUGAAGGCAACAGGUUACAACUAGAGACAAACAGUGUUAUUCACUUAUGAAAGUAUUGAAUAACACUUAUUUCUUUUAUAGGAUAUUUGCACUAAACACAGAAAUGAGCAUAAACAGCUAACAGGCAGUGACAGAAGCUUUGAACAUAUGCAAUUUAAUAACACAUUUAUUUUGCAACACAUCAGGUUGGGACAUUUUCCACAAGAGGUAAAAUCAGUUUUUUGGAGGAUAAUUUGUAAAUGUGUGUGAAAGGCAACUACAGCCAUUCACUAAUAUUAUUACACUUAAUUAGCAUCUAACAGCUAAAUUCAAUGUGAAAAUAGAAAAUCCUGCCUGUAUUAUAAGCAAUGAAUUGAGUAAAGGUGAGUACUAAUCUUUUGGCCAAAGCAUUCUUCAGAAAAGAAAAGAAAAAACACACACAUUCAUAUGAGCAGGCAUACUUCACACACACACAAGCACUGUCUUCAGCCAUUUUAGUAUUUCUUGCUAAAGCAGUAGCAGGUAGGGGUCAUGUGUGCAUGGGGUGUGCCUACUUGUAUGAAAGUGUAUGUGUAUUUUUUCCUUUCUUUUCUGAGAAAGCUUUGGCCAAAAACUUAGUGUGUAACAGUCAUUUUUUGUUGUGCCUGUCUGCAACUUGUAUCAUCUUUAUGUCAGCCCACAACAUCCAAGUGGAAACAGCAAAAAAUGUGCAGCCACACUCCAGAUCAGUACCAUUGGAAACUGUGACAAGAUAUUCAACAUGGAAAUGCAGACUUCCAGCCUACAGCCACGAUUUUUUUAUGCGCAAGAACACAAGUAGCUCCCUGCUAGCAGCAAACCAAAGGAAAACAGAUGCAGAGCAAAAUCUUCACGAACCAAAACUACAAGAAAACCCUGAUGUUCAAACCAGGAAACAUUGCAGGUAUUGGAAAAUACUUUCAUAUUUUUGGGACAGAACAGGAAUAUGUCAAACAUCGAGACAAAUGGAGUUUUCUGUAUGAUAAUGCGGUGUAUGACCAAAACACAGACUCAAUUUCAUGAUCAUUCUGUUAAUUUCCAGAUCACAGCAGAUUUUUGAAGUGACAGUGCAGAAUUAUCACUUUUUUUCUUUUUCUACUAGUUUUGAAACAGUCUGUUUUGUUUUUCGUACAUCUGGAAAGCUAGUUCACUCAACAUUAGGUUGCACAACUCGUACUGUGAAAGAAGUUCUGUGUAGGUGGUUUCAUAUAUGACUGCAGACACAGGAACA
Molecule: messenger RNA, 1262 nt
Organism: Schistocerca gregaria
Lineage: Eukaryota; Metazoa; Arthropoda; Insecta; Orthoptera; Acrididae
Exons: 5
Coding region: 553-1014 (153 amino acids)
Source: RefSeq, a predicted model, not a curated record